CACAGCGUGGGGCUCAGAGGAUGAGCGCAGCAGCAGCCGCGGUCUGAUCUCUCAGUCUCUCUCUUUUUUUUUUUUUCCUCCUCUUUCCCUGUCUUUCUCUGUCUCAGAGCUGGAGCUGAUAUUGUGCUUGUUUUAACUCUCACUGCUGCACAGGUGCUUUACAGUAAUAAACAUGGCGACGUCGGCCAGCUCGCAGCUCAGCAAGGUGGUGAAGCGACAGUACAUGGAGCUUCCGCAAGGGGACAAAGUGCAGGUCAUGUACGUCUGGAUCGACGGCACGGGGGAGGGACUGCGCUGCAAGACCAGGACGCUCGACUGCGAGCCGAAGAGCAUCGAGGAUCUUCCUGAGUGGAACUUUGAUGGUUCCAGCACCUACCAGUCGGAGGGUUCCAACAGCGACAUGUAUCUCAUCCCCUCGGCCAUGUUCAGAGAUCCGUUCCGCAAAGACCCCAACAAGCUGGUCCUGUGUGAAGUUCUGAAAUACAACCGCAAACCUGCCGAAACCAACCAUCGCAUGACGUGUAAGAAGGUCAUGCAGAUGGUGGAGGAGCAGACCCCGUGGUUUGGCAUGGAGCAGGAGUACACCAUCCUGGGAACAGACGGUCACCCGUUCGGCUGGCCUUCCAACGGCUUCCCCGGUCCUCAGGGACCUUACUACUGUGGAGUCGGAGCAGACAAAGCGUACGGCAGGGAUAUCGUCGAAGCCCACUACAGAGCGUGUCUGUACGCCGGCGUGAAUAUCUGCGGCACGAACGCCGAAGUCAUGCCAGCUCAGUGGGAGUUCCAGGUGGGGCCGUGCGAGGGCAUCAACAUGGGAGAUCACCUGUGGGUGGCUCGUUUCAUCCUGCACAGAGUGUGUGAAGACUUCGGCGUCGUCGCCUCGUUCGACCCCAAACCCAUCCCGGGGAACUGGAACGGUGCGGGCUGUCACACCAACUUCAGCACUAAGGAGAUGCGGGAAGAAGGCGGCCUCAAAUGCAUUGAGGAAUGUAUUGAGAAACUGGCGAAGAGACACAACUACCACAUCCGUGCCUACGACCCUAAAGGAGGUCUGGACAACGCUCGCCGCCUGACAGGCCGCCACGAGACCUCCAACAUCCACGAGUUCUCCGCCGGCGUCGCCAAUCGCGGCGCCAGCAUCCGCAUCCCUCGCGCCGUGGGCCAGGAGAAGAAGGGAUACUUCGAAGACCGUCGCCCGAGCGCUAACUGCGACCCGUACGCCGUCACCGAAGCCCUCAUACGCACGUGUCUGCUCAGCGAAGACGGAGACGAACCCGUGGACUAUUAGAUGUUUUUAAAUCUCACUUCUCUCCCUGUCGUCUCCAGGACUGAACUCCAUUCCUCUCAUCCCUUAAAGCGGCCACCACGAGGCCAAAUUUAGUACUGUAUUCUUUUGUUUUUCUUUUAUUUCCGUCUCGUUAGAAUGUGUCUAACCAUGCAUCAUAGCGGUUUUUAAAAGAAGUUGGCUGGUCAACUUAACAUUUUAGGAUUAAACUUGACGUUAACCGGGGACGUGAUCUUGCGGCGCAUAUCUGACCCUUCUGUGUCUUUUGGUUUCCUUCUUUUUUUUUUUUUUUUUUUUUUUUUUUUGAUUGGCACGUCUCUACUCUUCUCUUCUUUCCAUGAUACUUGCCAUUAAACCCACCCUGCCUUCCCCCUACUCCUCAAUCUCCAAUCCAAGACGUUCCUCUUCACGAUGAUGAUUAAAAAGGACUAAAAAUGAGUUGAGACCGACGGACUACAGCUGCUCAGGCUGCGCAAUACAUUUCAUUUCAACAGUAGCUAGCUCGUGUACGUGAGCCGACGUAACGUUUCAACUGUGUAAUGUUUUAUUGUUACUAACUAAAUUGGUGUUGGAUGACAACAUUAUCUGUUUUUGUACUGGUUCAGGUUGUACGGUACACUCUCGACUCUCCUGAUCUGUCAUGCCACUUGUUUAAAAAAAAAAAAAAAAAAAAAAAAAAAAAAAAAACAGCGAGAGAGAAUUUGUGACCGAAGAAAGCUUUUGAUGGUUUGUGUGGGUUUUGGGUAAAAUCCUGACGUUUGCUGAACCUGAUUGUGUUUGGUUUUUUUUUUUUUUUUAAGACUCUUUAAAAAAAUAUAUUAUUUUUACCACGAA
Molecule: messenger RNA, 2119 nt
Organism: Pangasianodon hypophthalmus (striped catfish)
Lineage: Eukaryota; Metazoa; Chordata; Actinopteri; Siluriformes; Pangasiidae
Gene: glula
Product: glutamate-ammonia ligase (glutamine synthase) a
Exons: 7
Coding region: 173-1288 (371 amino acids)
Cellular component (GO): cytoplasm
Molecular function (GO): glutamine synthetase activity
Source: RefSeq, a predicted model, not a curated record